CCCGCUCCUCCCGCCACUGGCAGCUCUAAGAUGCCCCGCUAUGAACUGGCUUUGAUCCUGAAAGCCAUGCAGAGGCCUGAGACAGCUGCCGUGCUCAGACGCACCGUUGAGGCUCUGCUGGAGAGAGGAGCCAUUGUCAGGAGCCUGGAGAACCUGGGGGAGAGAGCUCUGCCUUACAAAAUCUCCAAGCACAAGGAGCGCCACAAGAGAGGGGGGUAUUUCCUGAUAGACUUAGAGGCCCCUCCUUCCAUCGUGUCCCCCAUGAUGGAACAUUUGGGGAGGGACAUUGAUGUCAUCAGGAGAGCUUUUGUCAAACACCCCGUGGCCAAGGCAGAAGAGUGCAGUGGCAUCAUCCCAGUCAGCCCUGAAGAGAAACUCUCUGCCAAGAAAAACUGAAAAUCCCAAAUGUUUGAAACCUUUUUUAACCCAUUUUUUAUUGCUGCUGUGGAAAAAAAAAUGGGAUAACUCCUGCCCAUCAAAAAAAAAAUAAUUUCUGGUCACAGGAUGUGUGUGGUCUUCAUUAUUGUAACAAAUGAGGUUUCUUUUUGUUUGAAAUAAUUGGAAUUGUUUUAAUCUGGGUGCUUAUCUUGCUGUUUGACAACUCUGCAAAUUGAUUUGCUUUUCUCUCCGAGCAUUACAUUGAUAAUGAAGAUUUCUGCAGCAGCAGGGUGCUAUAAAUAGCAUUUUUUUUCCAGAGAUUACACCAGAAUAUGGAUAUUUACAUAAGAGAUUAAGAAGUCUGCAGUGUAAAUAUAGAAAUCUAGGAUGUGAUUUGGUGUGGGUUUGUUUUUUUGGGGGAAAAAAGGCAAUAAAAGUGUGGUUAAAAAUAAAA
Molecule: messenger RNA, 832 nt
Organism: Catharus ustulatus (Swainson's thrush)
Lineage: Eukaryota; Metazoa; Chordata; Aves; Passeriformes; Turdidae
Gene: MRPS6
Product: mitochondrial ribosomal protein S6
Exons: 3
Coding region: 31-396 (121 amino acids)
Biological process (GO): translation
Cellular component (GO): ribosome; mitochondrial small ribosomal subunit
Molecular function (GO): structural constituent of ribosome; small ribosomal subunit rRNA binding
Source: RefSeq, a predicted model, not a curated record